GGCCCGGGCGGGGAGGAAGCAUGGCGGCCGUGGCCCAGCGCGUGCUGCGCUCGCGCUACCCGCUGCUGAGCCUCUCGCUGAGGACUUCGCCGCGACUGCUUUGUGUAGCAACACAACAGAAAAAUACCGGCCAGAACUUGGAAGAGGACCAGAGUCAGAGUCAAAAUGAACAGAAGGCUGAACCGAGCUCUGCUGAGAAAAGGCUAGCUGAAGAAAAGGCAAAACUGGAAGAACAACUGAAAGAAGUCACUGACAAGUACAAACGAGCCUUGGCAGAUGCAGAAAACGUGAGGCAAAGAAGCCAGAAACUGGUAGAAGAGGCAAAGUUAUAUGGAAUUCAGAGCUUCUGUAAGGACUUAUUAGAAGUUGCUGACAUUUUGGAGAAAGCAACAGAAAGUGUUCCAAAGGAAGAAAUUAAGGAUGAAAAUCCUCAUCUGAAGAGCUUAUAUGAAGGUCUUGUCAUGACAGAAUUACAGAUUCAAAAAGUGUUCAAAAAACAUGGCCUGCUCAGACUGAAUCCUGUCGGAGCCAAAUUUGAUCCCUACGAACACGAAGCGUUGUUCCAUGCUCCCAUGGAAGGAAAGGAGCCUGGCACUAUUGCAUUAGUAUCAAAGAUUGGCUAUAAGCUGCACGGGCGUACACUGCGGCCUGCCUUGGUGGGUGUUGUAAAAGACGCUUAGCUGCUUAAUUAGAGAAUAUAAAAUGCCAUACAACUAUUUAACAGCUGGAUGGUUUUUCUCUUGCAUCAUGCUUUCUUCCUUCCUCUAGCCCCUGAGCGAUAUCCCCAGUUGAGAUCUUUCCAAUGAAAAUGAAGCAAACAAUGAAUUUGUGCUGCUUAGUGGCCUUCAACAUGAGUGUUCUAUAAGCUCUGUUAUUAAGUGUGAAAUAAAAGAAGCCAUUAAGCCCUCUGAUGCUUUGGAUUACAUUUAACAGAGUCAUUGCAGCUGAAGGUGCAUUAAAUUGAGAGGAACAAAAUCUUCAUGAGAAUUUUUACAUCUUGUGUUUGUCACUAUCCAGAGUGAAAAUCCAAACAGUUGUUCAAACGCUUCCUUUUGUUUUGUAGGAUCUAGUAUUGCAGAAGUGGGUGAAGUAGUACAAAUAACCAGUUCUCUGCAAGUGUCCACCAGCUUUCAUUUGCUGAUGUGAUAAUUGCCUUUGUUGUUUUUGUUUUAGUAAUAUGUCUAUCUAGAAGUAGACCCUCUCUCAACAACUGAAAUUGCAACCUUUGUGAAUUCUGACCUGUAGGAAAAAGGCAAUGGGGAGUAGACAUCUCUUUGUAAUUGUUCAGUCCUUCUUGUUCUAUAUUAAAGUUGUCUUGAGAAAACCAUCUAAUACUUGUAUGGCAUUGAAGAAUCUACACAACUUAUCCUAUCUCUGGAUUUUUAAUUUAAUACUGUAUAAAUUGGUUUAAACAAUUUUGGUAGUCUUGUAACUUCCAAGCUUUACAAUCAGUUUGUUAUGCAAACUGUAGUUACAGCCCUGCUGAAAAUCAGAAUAGACGAGCAAAUGAAUAGCUGAGUGUUUGGUACCUAUUAUCUUCUGGAACUACAUAAAUAAUUUUAAGUAAGUAAGUGGCUCAAAUGAAAGUGUGAACUCAAUUUCGUCUCUAUUUCAUGGGUUUACUCUUCUAGGAUCUUAAGUUUCAACAUAACUUUUCCUAGAUGCAGCUUUUGCCAUGUUUAAUUCUAUCUGCUGUUCCCGCUUCUACAGAAUCAGGCUAAAAUACAAAUACUUUAUUAGUUGAAUGUAUUACACUACAUUUGUGCGGUCACCGUGGUAGGAGACGAUGGAGCUUGGCAAAUCAUACAACUGACAUAGCACCUGUCCUACAUCUUCAAAGCUCAUCCAUUUAAGACAGGAUAGGAACUUCAAACUUCUGCAUGUUAUUAGGACCUGGUAAACUAAUAGUGAAGUACAUCUGAAUUUCCAUCUGCCCACCAUUUCCUGAUUGUCUUGGAUUAAGGUACUUCUUUAAGCUUGAGUAUUGCUUUUGAAAAACCAUGUGCAAAAUUACCAGUACCCACUCGUGAUGGGAAGUGAUUACUUGUUCUUUAAGCCUUUUUUCAUGUUGGUUUGCCCCCUGGCAAUCAAUCAGUUAAGAACAAGUUAAGUAAGCGCUUACUGCUUUCUCUUUUGGGGCUUAAUGUAUUUUGAGGUUUUAUUCUUUCUCAACUCUAAGCAGCAAAAUCAAUGCUUUGACUAGGACUAGGCAGAGGAGGGAGAAUAGUCUUGAAAUCUGUGUGAUGACAACUCAGCAAUGUUACCUUCUUGCAAAAUAAGAAGUGGUUUAUCAAGUACAGAGAUGAAGAAAAUGCAAAGACUGGUAUAAAUAAAGCUAGAGGAAAAGGAUUCCACUUAA
Rhea pennata is the source of this 2359-nucleotide messenger RNA. RefSeq names its product GrpE like 1, mitochondrial (gene GRPEL1). The transcript is spliced from 4 exons. Lineage: Eukaryota; Metazoa; Chordata; Aves; Rheiformes; Rheidae. The record is from RefSeq and is a predicted model, not a curated record. Gene Ontology annotation, cellular component: PAM complex, Tim23 associated import motor. The coding region runs from base 21 to 680 and encodes 219 amino acids. Gene Ontology annotation, biological process: protein folding; protein import into mitochondrial matrix. Gene Ontology annotation, molecular function: protein homodimerization activity; protein-folding chaperone binding; adenyl-nucleotide exchange factor activity.